Molecule: messenger RNA, 3383 nt
Organism: Nicrophorus vespilloides
Lineage: Eukaryota; Metazoa; Arthropoda; Insecta; Coleoptera; Silphidae
Gene: Ir25a
Product: ionotropic receptor 25a
Biological process (GO): modulation of chemical synaptic transmission; synaptic transmission, glutamatergic; monoatomic ion transport
Cellular component (GO): plasma membrane; postsynaptic membrane
Molecular function (GO): glutamate-gated receptor activity; transmitter-gated monoatomic ion channel activity involved in regulation of postsynaptic membrane potential
Source: RefSeq, a predicted model, not a curated record
UAAAUAUCUGGAUUUGACCAAUUGCGAUUUGCAGAUUGUAGGCGAAGAGUUCAACAAGAAGCCGUUGGCUUUCGCGGUGCAGUUGGGGUCGACCCUCAAGGAUCAAAUGAAUUCGGCAGUUUUGCAGCUGUACAAUAAGAGGAUUCUGCAGAGGUUCAAGGAGAAAUGGUGGGCCAACAAUCCGAACAAAGUCCACUGCCAAGUGGAUUCCGUUUCGGAGAGCAUCAACGUCGACAACAUCUUCGGCAUCUUCAUAUUCCUCUUCCUCGCCGCUCUGUGCGUGGUGAUCUUUGCGCUGGUAAAGCGUUUCUGGUCGUGGCUGAAGACACGAAACUAGAGCGGAAACCUUUCAAUCCACCCUAAUAAUUAGAGUAAUUGCGAAUCGAUCGAUCGGUUUGCGGUGUGUGGCAUUUUUCCAUUUCAGUUCAGCUGCUUGUUUUUUUUUCUUGUUUUUUGUUCUCCUAUUAUUUUGUUUUUAUCAACACGAUGCACGCGACGGCCGAGCAAAUAGACUGUCCAUAAUUGAUUAUUAUUGUCUGUUUAUAACGAACACAUCGCUAAGCAACAAAAAAAAUGUGUGUGUGUGCGGUCGGUGUUAACGUUUGUUGCUACAAACACGUAUUGGAAGCAGAUCAAUUCGAUGCAUGGUCGAACGAAAAUGCGGAAGAUCCACGUAGCCUUUGCGUUUCUGUUCGUCAAUGAGGAAGGUAAUUUGGUGGCCGAGAAGGCCGUCGACGUCGCUCUGGAUUACGUGAAGAGAAACACCAAGCUGGGUGUUAAAGUCGACAUGGAGAGGGUCGUAGGAAAUCGGACCGAUGCUAAGGGUUUAUUGGAUUCCCUUUGCAAGACGUACAACGAUAUGCUGGAUAGUAAGAAGCAACCCAAUGUUGUGUUGGAUUUGACGAUGACCGGUUUAGCUUCGGAAACUGUUAAAUCUUUCACUGCGGCUUUGGGUUUGCCGACGAUAAGCGGUUCGUUCGGGCAGCAGGGCGAUCUCAGACAGUGGAGGAACAUCGACCAAAACCAGCAGCAAUAUCUGAUACAGAUCAUGCCACCAGCAGACGUAAUCCCCGAAAUCAUCAGAUCAAUAGUCCUGAAUCAGAACAUCUCCAACGCGGCUAUACUUUACGACGAAUCAUUCGUGAUGGAUCACAAGUUUAAAUCGUUGCUGCAGAACGUCGCGACGCGUCACGUUAUCGCCCCGAUUAGUCCGGACAACCAGAAGGAUCAGCUGAUGAACUUGAGGAAACUGGAUAUAGUGAACUUCUUCGUUUUAGGUAGUUUGAAUAACAUUAAACGGGUGCUGGACGCGGCGGAUGGCGUGAGCUUCUUCAACAGGAAGUACGCGUGGCACGCGAUCACGCAAGAUAAAGGAGACAUCAAGUGCGUCUGCAGAAACGCGACGGUGAUGUUCGCUAAACCGACCCUCGACAACCAAUACCAGGACCGUAACGGCCUCAUCCGAACCUCCUAUCAAUUGAACGCCGACCCAGAAAUCGCCGCUUCUUUCUACUUCGAUUUAGCUUUACACACCUUCCUCACCAUCAAAGAUAUAAUCUCCGAAGGCGCUUGGCCUGGAAACAUGUCCUACAUCACCUGCGACGAUUACAACGGAAAGAACACACCGGAAAGACCCACAAUCGACAUCAAGAAAUACUUCAAUAAGGAAAACUCAGAGACUCCAGUUUACGGCCCUCUGAAGAUCAUCUCGAACGGACUAAGUUCAAUGGAAUUCAGCAUGCAAUUGAGCGCGGUCGGAAUCCGCGAAGGUUCGUCGGAUAAAUCCGUUCAGUUAGGAUCGUGGAAGGCCGGUUUCAACAACAAUUUGACUCUUUUGAAUCCUCAAUCCAUGACCAAUUACACGGCAGAUGUUGUUUACAGAGUGGUCACGGUUUUGCAACAACCUUUCAUAUUCAAAGAUGAGAAAGCGCCGAAGAAGUUUUCCGGCUAUUGCAUCGAUCUUAUAGAUCAGAUCGCCGAAAUCCUCAAAUUCGAUUACGAAAUUGUGCCGGUGCAGGACGGAAAAUUCGGGAAUAUGGACGAGAAAGGAAAUUGGAACGGUAUAGUCAAAGAGCUGAUUGAUAAGAAGGCCGACAUCGGUUUGGGAUCGAUGUCGGUGAUGGCGGAGCGAGAAAACGUUAUCGAUUUUACCGUUCCUUAUUACGAUUUAGUCGGAAUUACGAUACUGAUGAAAUUACCGAAAACGCCAACAUCUCUAUUCAAAUUCUUAACCGUCUUGGAGAACGACGUUUGGCUUUGCAUUUUGGCCGCAUAUUUCUUCACGAGCUUCUUGAUGUGGGUUUUCGAUCGAUGGAGUCCGUACAGUUAUCAAAAUAACAGGGAGAAGUAUAAGGACGAUGAAGAGAAACGCGAGUUCAAUUUGAAGGAAUGCUUGUGGUUCUGCAUGACUUCGUUGACUCCGCAAGGUGGUGGCGAAGCUCCGAAGAAUCUUUCCGGAAGAUUAGUUGCCGCCACUUGGUGGCUCUUCGGCUUCAUCAUCAUCGCCUCGUACACCGCCAAUUUGGCCGCUUUCUUAACGGUUUCGCGAUUGGAUACGCCGGUGGAAUCUCUGGACGAUCUCUCUAAACAAUACAAAAUUCAGUACGCUCCUUUGAACGGUUCUUCGGCGAUGACUUAUUUCGAGAGGAUGGCCGAUAUUGAGCUUAGAUUUUACGAGAUUUGGAAGGAUAUGAGUUUGAACGAUAGUUUGACCGAUGUGGAGAGGGCGAAGUUAGCUGUUUGGGAUUAUCCCGUGAGCGAUAAAUACACGAAGAUGUGGCAAGCUAUGAAGGAGGCAACUCUACCAAACACUCUCGACGAAGCUGUGAAACGCGUGCGGGAAUCUCGUUCUAGCAGCGAAGGAUUCGCGUUUCUCGGAGACGCAACAGAUAUUAAGUAUUUGACGUUGACCAACUGCGAUCUGCAGAUGGUCGGGGAGGAGUUCUCCAGGAAGCCGUACGCCAUCGCCGUGCAGCAGGGAUCUCCUCUUCGAGACCAAUUCAAUACAGCGAUUUUGCAAUUGCUUAAUAAAAGGCAAUUGGAGAGGUUCAAGGAGAAAUGGUGGACGAACAACCCGAAGGCAAUAAAAUGCGAGAAACAGGACGACCAAUCGGAUGGAAUCAGCAUCCAGAAUAUCGGCGGUGUCUUCAUAGUGAUCUUCGUCGGAAUCGGAUUGGCCUGCAUCACUCUGGCCUUCGAGUAUUGGUGGUACAAGUACCGCAAAGGAUCGAAAGUCAUUGCUGUGCAGGAAGCGCAGCAGACGCGACCGCCGAAGAAUUUACCGCGCGACGACUUCAAGCAGAACAAACUGUACCCGCGCUCUCGUUUCUAAACUGUAAACAUUUAGUGGACAACACGCAGCUUGUUGAAGGGGACCUCUCGAG